This is a messenger RNA of Orbicella faveolata, 2469 nucleotides long. Its product is annotated as tetratricopeptide repeat protein 28-like. Gene Ontology annotation, biological process: establishment of mitotic spindle orientation. The record is from RefSeq and is a predicted model, not a curated record. Gene Ontology annotation, cellular component: cell cortex. Gene Ontology annotation, molecular function: G-protein alpha-subunit binding; GDP-dissociation inhibitor activity. NCBI's taxonomy places the organism in Eukaryota, Metazoa, Cnidaria, Anthozoa, Scleractinia, Merulinidae.
ACACUGGGAGACAGUGCUGGAGAAGGAGAUGCGUAUGGAAAUCCUGGCAAUGCUUACCAGAGACUGGGUGAUUUUAAACAAGUCAUAGAGUACCAGAAGAAACGUCUUAGCAAUGCCCAAGAAGUGGGAGACAGGGCUAGAGAAGGCCGUGCUUAUUGUAGUCUUGGCAAUGCUUGCCAGAGUCUGGGUGAUUUUAAACAAGGUAUCAAGUACCACAACCAACAUCUCAGCAUUGCCAAAGAGCUAGGGGACAGGGCUGGAGAAGGAGCUGCUUAUGGCAAUCUUGGCAAUUCUUACCAGAGGCUGGGUGAUUUUAAACAAGCUAUCAAGUACCAUAUGCAACAUCUUAGCAUUGCAAAAGAACUGGGGGACAGAGCUGGAGAAGGACGUGCUUACGGCAAUCUAGGCAUUCCUUACGGGAAUCUGGGUGAUUUUAAACAAGCCAUCAACUACCACAUUCAUCAUCUUAGUAUUGCUAAAGAACUGGGGGACAGGGCUGGAGAAGGAGCUGCCUAUUGCAAUCUUGCCAAUGCUUUUGAUAGUCUGGGUGAUUUUAAACAAGCCAUAGAGUACCAGGAACAACGUCGUAGUAUGGCCAAAGAACUGGGGGACAGGGCUGGAGAAGGAGCUGCUUAUGGCAAUCUUGGCAAUGCUUACCAGAGUCUGGGCGAUUUUACACAAGCUAUGAAGUAUCAUAGCCAACAUCUUAGCAUUACCAAAGAAUUGGGAGACAGGGCUGGGGAAGGAGCUGCUUAUGGAAAUCUCGGCAAUGCUUACCAGAGUCUGGGUGAUUUUGCACAAGCCGUGAAGUACCACAACCAACAUCUUAGCAUUGCCAAAGAACUGGGAGACAGGGCUGGGGAAGGAGCUGCUUAUGGAAAUCUUGGCAAUGCUUACCAGACUCUGGGUGAUUUUAAACAAGCCGUGAAGUACCACAACCAACAUCUUAGCAUUGCCAAAACACUAGGGGACAUGACUGGCGAAGGAACUGCAUGUUAUUCUUUAGGACGUGAUUUUGAAUUGUCAGGUGCUUUGCAGGAAGCCCUUUCUUAUUACCGAUCGAGUGUAAAAUUGUUCAAUGACACGAGGGCUCUUCUGCAAUCCGAAGAUAACUGGAAAAUAUCUUUUCGUAAUGCCCACCAUGAUGCUUACACCGCUCUUUGGAGAACUCUGUCAAGGCAAAAAAAGACUGACGAGGCUUUGUGCGUUGCCGAGCAAGGACGAGCACAAGCACUGGUGGAUCUCAUGAAAUUACAGUAUGACUCUGAAUUAUCAAUGUUUGGGUCACUCCAAGACAAAGUAACCAUUACAGGUGUCUCAAGUGAUAUAUCAACGCAAACAGUGUUUUUAGCACUAGAAAGUACAAAAAUUCAUUUCUGGGUACUCAACAAAGAAAAGAGGGUUCAGUUUAUGCUAAAGGAAAUACGAGGAGAGGAUGCUAUUACUUUUCUGGAGCGUUUAAGGAACAAUGUUCUCAAAGAACACAACAUUGUUGGCAGAGUUACCUGUGAAAUUCAUUCACUGGAUGAGCUAAGGAGCAAAUCUCCUACGAGGAAAUUUGUUCAGGAGACGGUAGAAAGAUUACCCUUCAACAAUAAAUCGUUGCGCCUCUUUCAUGAUUGCGUAAUUGCCCCAAUUGCCCACCUACUUGAAGGCGACGAAUUGAUCAUCGUCCCAGAUGGUCCAUUAUGUUUGGCUCCUUAUGCUGCAUUUUUAGAUGAUAAAUGCAGGUAUCUAAGCCAAUCUUUCAGGAUACGCAUUGUUCCGUCGUUGACGAGUUUAAGACUGAUUUCGAACUCUGCUCAGGACUUCCACCGGAGCAGCGGAGCAUUGCUAGUGGGAGAUCCAUGCGUAGAGGAAAUUACAAACAAGCAGGGUGAGCGCAGUCUACAGCCGCUGCCAUACGCCAGACAAGAAGUAACGAUGAUAGGAGAAAUGCUAGGCGUUGCACCUCUCACUGGAAAGGAAGCAACUAAAGACGAGGUGCUGAGACGAAUCGGUUCUGCUGCUUUAGUACACAUUGCAGCACAUGGUGAUAUUAAAGGUGGGGGAAUUGCUUUGGCUCCUAACCACUCCGGGACAUCUAAGAUCCUUGAAGAGAAACAUUUUAUAUUGAAAGCGUCAGAUGUGCAGGCAGCAAAGCUGCGUGCAAGGUUGGUUGUGCUUAGUUGUUGUCACAGUGCACAAGGCACAGUUACACCUGAAGGUGUGGUUGGUAUUGCGAGGGCUUUUCUGGGUGCUGGUGCGCGAUCGGUUCUCGUGUCACUCUGGGCAAUUGAUGACGAGGCCACUUUGGAGUUUAUGAAAUGUUUCUACCAUCAUCUGGCUCGUGGCUGCAGCGCCAGUGUAGCUCUUAACCGAGGUAUGGAGUACCUGAGAGAGUCUGAGAAGUUCAAUGCAGUUAAGUUCUGGGCUCCGUUUACACUCAUUGACCAUGACGUCACGUUAGAAUUCGGACAAAGUCAGUAA